AUGGCCGACAAGCGAUCAUACUUCGAUUUGAAGAACAAUAUUGAAUGGAAUAUUGUCGAGUUCCAUCGGUUUUUCAUAGAAAAAAACAAAUAUAGACAGGAAAAACUUGAAAAGGCAAUAACGCUUCAAGAAACAGCUAAGGCCGUGGCCAUAUCAACGGUUUGGAUAUCUACGACUACGCGGGAAUUCUGCUUGAUGCCCCGUUAUGAUUCGAUGAGUGACGAUCGUCGACGUCGAAAAGGAGGAGUCUUAGAUACAGUUUGGACAUCUGUUGAAGUCGAAUUAAAAGAGAAGUUAAAAGAUCUUCAGGUACUCGUGAGAAAUAUUAUUGCCAUUGAAUCUAAUAGAGCUUACACUUGA
Molecule: messenger RNA, 360 nt
Organism: Funneliformis geosporum
Lineage: Eukaryota; Fungi; Glomeromycota; Glomeromycetes; Glomerales; Glomeraceae
Source: the annotation of a GenBank genome assembly